Babesia sp. Xinjiang is the source of this 948-nucleotide messenger RNA. RefSeq lists its product as uncharacterized. Gene Ontology annotation, cellular component: mitochondrion. The record is from RefSeq and is a predicted model, not a curated record. The transcript has 2 exons. NCBI's taxonomy places the organism in Eukaryota, Apicomplexa, Aconoidasida, Piroplasmida, Babesiidae. The coding region runs from base 1 to 948 and encodes 315 amino acids.
AUGGCCAAUAUUGCACGAUGGAUUGAAUUAAUAUCUAAACAGAAAUAUAGCUGCUCCUACACAUUCCAAUUGGAUGGGAUAGGGCUCCUGAGACAGCUGCAAUUCGAGGAGUUCCUGUACAGGAAGGUCGCUCCGGUAGCGGAACGGUGUCUCUUCUUCAUCGUGAACAACCACAGCCGAACAGGUUCCAAGGCGGUCGUUUUGGGUCUGGCGGGGAAACCCCAACACUUUGUGAAGGACGUCGAGGAAACCAAGGCAAGAGGAAUAUCACUUAUACGCCGUUUCACCGGAGGAGGGACUGUUAUUGUGGAUGAAUGCAGUGUCAACACGAGUGUUAUCGCAUCUACACGUUUUGCGGAUAAGCUGUCUCCCACUUAUAUUUGUGGAUGGAGCUUUGAAAAUGUCUUCCGAAAUAGUGGAAUCUUUAACGAUCGGUUUGUUCUUAUUGAGGGUGAUUUUGUCGUUAAAAAUUCGAAUAAAUUGACCCCUGAUGAACGUUCUCGGAGCCAUGACAAUGCGCAGGGGGAUCUAGAAUAUCACAAGGUGGCAGGUAAUUCACAAGCAUAUAACGCAAAGGCAUUUGUUCAUCACACAGUAUUCCCUUGGGAUAUAUCGCCCCUCAUAUCGGAAGUGCUGCUGCAUCCCGAGAAGGCACCGGAUUAUAGAAAAGGUCGAAAACAUACAGAUUUUUUACGAAGUAUACGUGAAGCUUUGGAUCCCAAACAAUGCAUAAAUACAAUUAAUGAUUUCGAAAAUAGUCUAUGUAAAGGAAUAGAAUCGAUUUCAUCAAAUAAGCUAGACCGACAUGUACACGUGACUGUCUCUUUGGAUUCAGCAGGAGCAGACGACAUAACUAAUUCACUACAAAGUGAUUCGCUAUCCCUAUCAGGGGACUUCAUUGAGCAAGCAAUAUCAAUAUUGGACUCCCCAUCAACAAUGGAAUACUGA